Molecule: messenger RNA, 486 nt
Organism: Penicillium manginii
Lineage: Eukaryota; Fungi; Ascomycota; Eurotiomycetes; Eurotiales; Aspergillaceae
Exons: 3
Coding region: 1-486 (161 amino acids)
Source: RefSeq, a predicted model, not a curated record
AUGCCAGCCGACCAGCAGCCUUCGUACGUUGAGUCAGAUGAAUACCUUAUGGGAUUAUAUUCCGACAUCUGGGAGGUCAAUUCCCACUCAAACGGCUUGCCUUCAUCAUACACUGCGUCUCAGAUGUAUGAUCUUAAUAUUCAAGACCAGCGUCAUCAUUUGACAACCGCUGGCAUGUAUUCCGAUUUAGGUACAGAUAUUUCGUUCAAAGGCCGAGUUGGAAGAGGCUUGAUUUCUAUCGAGGAUAUCAUGAAAAGUGAGGACGCCUCUGGUCCUUUCAUAUCUGAAAUCAGCAAGGCGGCCUACGAAGAUCACUUCCCUCUCCAUACUCUACGGUACAUCUUUGUUACUAACAGAGGCACGCAGAAGAUUUCCCGAGUCGCCUUGUGGAAAACUGGACAGUAUGCCAAUUUUAUCCAGGCCCGGUUCGAUAUUGAGAAAGUCUACGUUAAGUCAUCUGAAUACGGAGACAUUGCUGACAUUUAG